GUUUGGUUCGGUUCGCACGUGCCAACGUGAAUCCUCAGGAAAGUCGGAAAAUAAACCCAAUAGUGGGUCGGUUUGGGGCCGGGUUUGUGGGUGCGGAAAAUCGGUGUGAAAUUAAACGUGACUUCGUGACGCCCUGUAAUGUAAUCUAUUAAAAGAAUUGUUUGCAUUCGCUGAUGAUAUUCGGGAUCCAACGCCGGACGGACGCAUUUAUUAUUGAAGGGUUUACGCGUAGGCUACGCACACCAAGGUGCGAGAAGCUAUAUAGGGAGAGUCUUAUCUUCUCACCAAAAACACAAGUUCCACAUGCCGGUGUAGAUAACAUAUUGGUUUCUGAGCGAGAAAUCAAAUCAAAUUUGAAAUUAGUCGUAAAACACAAACGUGGCGCAGCAAAUGAAGACCGUGCUGUUAAGAACUCUGAAUAACCAUCGGAAUACGGUUCUGUGAAAAGUGUUUACAAACAAACAGGUGUCGAUGCGGGCAGAUAAUGUGUCUUUAUUAAAUCGUUAGUGAAACAAACCCGAAGAAGAAUCACCAAGUAAGUGACACGAAGAAAUGAUCCGACAUGCUCAACCGAAUUCCAACCGAAAAUGAAUUGGCGAUUUGGCGAGAUUAAUUAUGCAUUCGCUAGCGCUGAUUCUGGCUGUCCUGCAGCAACUGGUUACGCAAAUACAACCGGCGGCGGCUUCCUUGGCCGCUCCAGCAUUGGCACCACACGAUAUUUCCUACCUGAUUUUAAGCCAACCCUCGAGCUUCCACGCAGAACGAGCGCAAGCCUUGAGGAGGAGCAUUGUGGAUCAACAGUCAACACUGAUUAGGUUGGGUGAUCAACGAGCGAACGCUCAAACCGAUGGCGGAAACGUGCAUCUGUCGCACGAAAUUUUCGCUGACCACGAAGGUUCCUGGGCCAUCACCCCCAUCCUCAAACACAUCAGGGCCAGUAUCCUGAAGGCGCGGCACGCCGGCACCCGCUGGUUGAUCAUUUGCGAGGAAAACAGCCACGUGAACGUGAGUCUAUUAACACACCAUUUGGGCAAAGAGGAUUAUCGACAGGAACUCUUUUUCGGCUAUCCACUGUACGACCGGGAGGCAACCAUUAUUCAUCAUUUUGCGUUUUUCAAGAAUCCAUCAGGAUUCCUCUACCCAUACCUGCGGGCAGGAAUCGCUUUGACCGUCCCGUUGGUGGACAACCUGAUCCAGCUGCUGUCGAGUGCGGGUUCGACGCUGACGGAAUUCUUCAUCGAUGCAGCCCACGAAUUUGCCCUUUUGGCAUGGCAUAGCGGCAAGGGCAAUCGGCUGACACCGGUGUCUUACCUGUGUGCCAGACCGGGCGAGGGUUGCGCCAUCCAUGCCACACCGGUGACGGGGUUGGAAACAUGUAUCUGCCACUCACCUGUUGAUACAACCGCCCCGAGCACGGAGCAAAUCCUGUUCGCCGUGAAAACGUGUGAGAAAUUUCACUCCGAGCGUGUCCCGGUCCUGCAGAAAACCUGGGCAAAAUAUGUACGACAUUUGAGGCUCUACAGCGACACAAGCGAUUCUCGUAUACCGACAAUCGCAACCACCAUUCCCAACACCAGCAUUGGGCACUGCGCCAAAACGUUGGAAAUUCUUCAUCUCAUCAACGAGGAAAUCCUGGAGAAUCCACUGCUGGCCGACGUGAGAUGGAUUAUGCUGGUUGAUGAUGAUACUAUUUUGAGCCCAUCGGCACUGGCUCGGUACUUGAGCUGCUUCAAUCCCGACCAAGACGUCUACAUGGGUGAACGAUACGGAUACCAUCUGCUCGCUUGGGAUGGGAGCGAGGCGACGGACGACGGCCAGGGAUACAACUACGUCACUGGUGGGGGUGGCAUAGUCAUUAGUGUUAAAAUCCUUGCCGCAUUGCUAAGCUCGUGCGAGUGUCCGUCUGCAUCCUCACCGGACGAUAUGAUCAUUGCGGCCUGUCUGUACCGACUCGGCGUUCGUCCCAUCCAUUCGCCCCUGUUUCACCAAGCUCGCCCCUCUGACUAUCCCCCGGAAACCUUAGAUGCUGGCAGCAUCUCCUUCCACAAGCACUGGCAAAUUGAUCCCUAUCAGGUGUACAACAGGUGGUUUAGACAACACGACGAAAUGUGGUACAGGGAUCGAAAAUCAACCCCCCGCUCAUCCCAGGAGCCGUUCGUAGAUGAUAGACCCACGCCAACCGAAGACACAACACUACUCCAGCCGAAACAUAUCAGUAACGAUAACGAUAGUACACGGGAGGAACAUGGCCGGCUGCCCCGUGGCAUCACGACGAAGGUCGCAGCCUCGCAGCAUUCCGUGCACAACAAACCAGAUCAGAAACCGAAGUCGGCGGGUGUAACCACGCCGAUGACAAAUGAUUACCGUCGUUAUCAAAGCGAACAUAUCAGCAAACAUUUCUGCGAAAAUAAUGAGCUCCAAUCAAACAGCAACAUGCUACUGCUGAGUAAGCAUCGUCAGAGCAGCGCUAGCAGCAGCCGCUUCCAGGAACCUAACAUAAUCAAACAUACCGAAUUUUAGAGGGCGGAAAAAGAUCUUGCCAAUAAUAGACGAAAAAAGAGGGGGUGAAUAAACCUUUUUUUCUCGUGAGCGACACCACCAAUGAAUACAAAACCAUAUAUAUGAUUUGAGGCUACUUUAAUUUGAAGUACUUUUGUUUAAGAAUUGAUUGUGAUAAUCACUGGAUUGUGAAGAAGUCCCCCUCAUACCCCAUUGUUCAAUACAUAUAUAGAUUGUACUUAUACUUUAGAAUAAA
Messenger RNA from Toxorhynchites rutilus septentrionalis, 2755 nucleotides. RefSeq names its product beta-1,3-glucosyltransferase. The transcript has 8 exons. Gene Ontology annotation, cellular component: membrane. Bases 616 to 2520 code for a protein of 634 amino acids. Gene Ontology annotation, molecular function: acetylglucosaminyltransferase activity. NCBI's taxonomy places the organism in Eukaryota, Metazoa, Arthropoda, Insecta, Diptera, Culicidae. The record is from RefSeq and is a predicted model, not a curated record.